AUGACACAGGUCAACACCCCCUCGAAAGUCAACAUUCAGAUGCCGGAGCAGAUGCUCUACAACAAUGGCGAAUCCGUUGUCAAGAAGUCCAGCGGCCUCACGCGAGUCCGGAAGGGCCAGAGCGAAAAGGAGUAUCUCUCCCAGAGAGACGCUUUCUGGACAACGGGACCGCUCGUGCAGAACCACACCUUUGUCACCCAGUACGUGGAGGAUCUGUUUGAGCACGAAAUUGACAGCACGGACUUCUCCGUCACAGAGCAGUCAAAGCACAACAGAGAGACCAUCAUGCACGGUCUCGAGAGAUUGUACUUCCAGCGGCAGUACGAACAAUGCUUGAAGGACAUCGGGAAAAUCAAAGACAACAUCCAGCUGCAUGAUCCGGACCUCGAUCUCCAGGCAAAGAAAAACAGAAACAUCAAACGCAUCCUCUCCGAACUCGAUAACAUGUCCGAAAUGUGCGUCCAGAAACUGCAUCUGCGAAACCAAGAAAAGCUCAACAGCAUAUGA
Molecule: messenger RNA, 507 nt
Organism: Pichia membranifaciens NRRL Y-2026
Lineage: Eukaryota; Fungi; Ascomycota; Pichiomycetes; Pichiales; Pichiaceae
Exons: 1
Coding region: 1-507 (168 amino acids)
Source: RefSeq, a predicted model, not a curated record